This is a messenger RNA of Acanthosepion pharaonis, 6966 nucleotides long. Lineage: Eukaryota; Metazoa; Mollusca; Cephalopoda; Sepiida; Sepiidae. The record is from the annotation of a GenBank genome assembly.
AUGCUGUUGCUUUCUAGUCGUAUGACGCAACGAUUUCUGCGUAUCUACGCAGCGUACUCUUUUCUUUUUCUUUGUCUCCUUCAUUUUCUUUUUUUCUCUUUUUCUUUUCUUCUUGUUUUUCUUAUCCAUUUUCUUUUUCUUUUCUUUCUCUUUUCUUUUUCUCUGUCUCCUUCAUUUUCUUUUUCUUCUCUUUCUCUUUUAUUCUUUCUUUGUCUCCUUCAUUUUCUUUUUCUUCUCUUUCUCUUUUAUUCUUUCUUUGUCUCCUUCAUUUUCUUUUUCUUCUCUUUCUCUUUUACUUUUUCUUUGUCUCCUUCAUUUUCUUUUUCUUCUCUUUCUCUUUUAAACUUUCUUUGUCUCCUUCAUUUUCUUUUUCUUCUCUUUCUCUUUUACUCUUUCUUUGUCUCCUUCAUUUUCUUUUUCUUUUCUUUCUCUUUUCUUUUUCUCUGUCUCCUUCAUUUUCCUUUUCUUCUCUUUCUCUUUUCUUUUUCUUUGUCUCCUUCAUUUUCUUUUUCUUCUCUUUCUCUUUUACUUUUUCUUUGUCUCCUUCAUUUUCUUUUUCUUCUCUUUCUCUUUUCUUUUUUUCUGUCUCCUUCAUUUUCUUUUUCUUCUCUUUCUUUUUUACUCUUUCUUUGUCUCCUUCAUUUUCUUUUUCUUCUCUUUCUCUAUUACUUUUUCUUUGUCUCCUUCAUUUUCUUUUUCUUCUCUUUUUCUUUUACUCUUUCUUUGUCUCCUUCAUUUUCUUUUUCUUCUCUUUCUCUUUUACUCUUUCUUUGUCUCCUUCAUUUUCUUUUUCUUCUCUUUCUCUUUUACUCUUUCUUUGUCUCCUUCAUUUUCUUUUUCUUCUCUUUCUCUUUUACUCUUUCUUUGUCUCCUUCAUUUUCUUUUUCUUUUCUUUCUCUUUUCUUUUUCUCUGUCUCCUUCAUUUUCUUUUUCUUCUCUUUUCUCUUUCACACUUUCUUUUGUCUCCUUCAUUUUUUUUUUUCUUCUCUUUCUCUUUUUACUCUUUCUUUUGUCUCCUUCAUUUUCUUUUUUUUUUCUUUCUCUUUUACUCUUUCUUUGUCUCCUUCAUUUUCUUUUUCUUCUCUUUCUCUUUUACUCUUUCUUUGUCUCCUUCAUUUUCUUUUUCUUUUCUUUCUCUUUUCUUUUUCUCUGUCUCCUUCAUUUUCUUUUUCUUCUCUUUCACUUUUACUUUUUCUUUGUCUCCUUCAUUUUCUUUUUCUUCUCUUUCUCUAUUACUUUUUCUUUGUCUCCUUCAUUUUCUUUUUCUUCUCUUUCUCUUUUACUCUUUCUUUGUCUCCUUCAUUUUCUUUUUCUUCUCUUUCUCUUUUACUUUUUCUUUUGUCUUCUUUUCUUUUUUCUUUUUCUUUUUUUUCUUCUCUUUCUUUUUUUUUGUCUCCUUCAUUUUUUUUUUUCUUCUCUUUCUCUAUUACUUUUUCUUUGUCUCCUUCAUUUUCUUUUUCUUCUCUUUCUCUUUUACUUUUUCUUUGUCUCCUCCUUUUCUUUUUUCUUUUCUUCUUUUUUUUUACUCUUUCUUUGUAUCCUUCAUUUUCUUUUUCUUCUCUUUUCUUUUUUACUCUUUCUUUGUCUCCUUCAUUUUUUUUUUCUUCUCUUUCUCUUUUACUUUUUCUUUGUCUCCUUCAUUUUUUUUUCUUUUCUCUUUUACUCUUUUUCUUUUUCUUUUUUCUUUUGUCUUUUACUCAUUUUCUUUUUUUUUUUUUUUCUUUCUCUUUUUACUUUUCUUUGUCUCCUUCAUUUUCUUUUCUUCUUCUUUUACUUUUUUGUCUCCUUCUUUUCUUUUUUACUUCUCUUUCUCUUUUCUUUUUCUUUCUUUUUUUCUUUUUCUUUUUUCUUUUUUUUCUUUUCUGUCUCCUUCAUUUUCUUUUUUCUUCUCUUUCUCUUUUUUUUUUCUUUGUCUCCUUCAUUUUCUUUUUCUUCUCUUUUUUUCUUUUCUUUUUUCUGUCUCCUUCAUUUCUUUUUCUUUUCUUUCUUCUUUUCUUUUGUCUUUUUUUCUUUUUUUUUUUUUCUCCUUCAUUUCUUUUUUUUUUUUUUUUCUCUUUUUUUUUCUCUUUGUCUCCUUCAUUUUCUUUUUCUUCUCUUUUCUCUUUUAUUUUUUCUUUUUCUCCUUCAUUUUCUUUUCUUCUUUUUUACUUUUUUUACUCUUUCUUUGUCUCCUUCAUUUCUUUUUUUUCUCUUUCUCUUUUUUUCUUUUCUUUGUCCCUUCAUUUCUUUUUUUUUUCUUCUUUCUUUUCUUUUUCUUUCUCCUUCAUUUCUUUUUGUCUCUUUCAUUUUUCUUUUUCUUCUUUUCUUUUUUCUCUUUCUAUUCUUUUCUUUGUCUCCUUCAUUUUCUUUUUCUUUUCUUUCUUUCUUUUACUUUUCUUUGUCUCCUUCAUUUUCUUUUUUCUUCUCUUUUUUUUACUUUUUUUUUGUCUCCUUCAUUUUCUUUUUCUUCUCUUUCUUCUUUUCGUUUUUUCUUUGUCUCCUUCAUUUUCUUUUUCUUCUCUUUUCUUUACUUUUCUUUGUCUCCUUUUUCUUUUCUUCUUUUUCUUUUUUUCUUUUUCUUUGUCUCCUUUUUUUUUUUUUUCUCCUUCAUUUUACUUUUUUUUUCUCCUUUUUUCUUUUUUUCUUUCUUUUUACUCCUUUUGUUAUCUUUUUUUCUUUUUUUUUCUCUUUUUUCUUUUCUUUGUCUCCUCCAUUUUCUUUUUUUUCUCUUUCUUUUUACUUUUCUUUGUCUCCUUCAUUUUCUUUUUUUCUUCUCUUUCUCUUUUUUUACUUUCUUUUGUCUCCUUCAUUUUCUUUUUUCUUCUUUCUCUUUUACUUUUUCUUUUGUCUCCUUCAUUUUCUUUUUCUUUUUCUCUUUUUACUUUUCUUUGUCUCCUUCAUUUUCUUUUUUUUCUUCUUUCUCUUUUACUCUUUCUUUGUCUCCUUCAUUUUCUUUUUUCUCUUUCUCUUUUACUCUUUCUUUGUCUCCUUCAUUUUCUUUUUUUCUCUUUCUCUUUUACUCUUUCUUUUGUCUCCUUCAUUUUCUUUUCUUCUCUUUUCUUUUUUUACUCUUUCUUUGUCCCUUCUUUUUUUUUUUUUUUCUUUUUCUUUUUUUUUUUCUUUUCUUUUAUCUCCUUCAUUUUUUUUUCUUCUCUUCCUUUUUUUCUUUCUUUGUCUCCUUCAUUUUCUUUUUUCUUCUCUUUCUCUUUUCUUUCUUUGUCUCCUUCAUUUUCUUUUCUUCUCUUUCUCUUUUACUCUUUCUUUGUCUCCUUCAUUUUUUUUUUCUUCUCUUUCUUCUUUUAUUCUUUCUUUGUCUCCUUCAUUUUCUUUUUUCUCUUUCUUUUUUACUCUUUCUUUGUCUCCUUCAUUUUCUUUUUUUCUCUUUCUCUUUUACUCUUUUCUUUUGUCUCCUUCAUUUUUUCUUUUCUUCUUUUCUUUAAUUUAUUCUUUCUUUGUCUCCUUCAUUUUUCUUUUUUUUCUCUCUUUCUCUUUUUCUCUUUCUUUGUCUCCUUCAUUUUCUUUUUUUUCUUCUUUUCUCUUUUACUUUUUUUUGUCUCCUUCAUUUUCUUUUUCUUCUCUUUCUCUUUUAUUCUUUCUUUGUCUCCUUCAUUUUCUUUUUUUUCUCUUUCUUUUUACUCUUUCUUUUGUCUCCUUCAUUUUUUUUUUCUUCUCUUUCUUUUAUUUUUCUUUUGUCUCCUUCAUUUUCUUUUUUUUCUCUUUCUCUUUUUUCGUUUCUUUGUCUCCUUCAUUUUCUUUUUUUUUUCUUUUUUUUACUCUUUCUUUGUCUCCUUCAUUUUUCUUUUUUUCUCUUUCUUUUUAUUUUUUCUUUGUCUCCUUCAUUUUUUUUUUUCUUCUCUUUCUCUUUUACUCUUUCUUUGUCUCCUUCAUUUUCUUUUUUUCUCUUUCUCUUUUACUUUUUCUUUUUGUCCUUCAUUUUCUUUUUUUCUUCUCUUUCUCUUUUUACUUUUCUUUGUCUCCUUCAUUUUCUUUUUUUCUCUUUCUUUCUUUUACUUUUUUUUGUCUCCUUCAUUUUCUUUUUCUUCUCUUUCUCUUUUACUUUUCUUUGUCUCCUUCAUUUUUUUUUUUCUUCUCUUUCUCUUUUACUCUUUCUUUGUCUCCUUCAUUUUCUUUUCUUCUCUUUCUCUUUUUACUUUUCUUUGUCUCCUUCAUUUUCUUUUCUUCUCUUUCUCUUUUUACUUUUUCUUUGUCUCCUUCAUUUUCUUUUCUUCUCUUUCUUUUUACUUUUUCUUUGUCUCCUUCAUUUUCUUUUUUUCUCUUUCUUUUUACUCUUUCUUUGUCUCCUUUUUUUUUUUCUUUCUUCUCUUUUUUUUUUCUUUGUCCCCUUUUUUUCUUUUUCUUCUUUUUUUUACUUUUCUUUGUCUCCUUCAUUUUCUUUUUUUUCUCUUUCUUUUUACUUUUUUUUUUGUCUCCUUCAUUUUCUUUUUUUUUCUCUUUCUCUUUUACUUUUUUCUUUUGUCUCCUUCAUUUUCUUUUUUUCUUCUCUUUCUCUUUUUACUCUUUUCUUUGUCUCCUUCAUUUCUUUUUCUUCUCUUUCUUUUUUAUUCUUUUCUUUGUCUCCUUCAUUUUUCUUUUUUUCUCUUUCUUCUUUUCUUUUUUUGUCUCCUUCAUUUUCUUUUUUCUCUCUUUCUUUUUUACUUUUUCUUUGUCUCCUUCAUUUUUUUUUCUUCUUUUCUUUUUAUUCUUUCUUUGUCUCCUUCAUUUUCUUUUUUUCUCUUUCUUUUUACUUUUCUUUGUCUUUUCCUUUUUUUUCUUUUUUUUUCUUUUUUUUUCUUUGUCUCCUUCAUUUUCUUUUUCUUUUCUUUCUCUUUUACUUUUCUUUUUCUCCUUUUUUUUUUUUCAUUUUUUUUUCUUUUCUUUUGUUUCUUCUUUUUCUUUUUUUUCUGUUUCCUUUAUUUUUUUUUUUUCUUCUCUUUCUUUUUUUCUCUUUCUUUGUCUCCUUUGUUUUCUUUUUUUCUUUUCUUUCUCUUUUACUCUUUCUUUGUCUCCUUCAUUUUCUUUUUCUUCUCUUUCUCUUUUCUUUUUUUCUGUCUCCUUCAUUUUCUUUUUCUUCUCUUUCUUUUUUACUCUUUCUUUGUCUCCUUCAUUUCUUUUUCUUCUCUUUCUCUUUUAUUCUUUUCUUUGUCUCCUUCAUUUUCUUUUUCUUCUCUUUUCUUUUACUCUUUCUUUGUCUCCUUCAUUUUCUUUUCUUCUCUUUCUCUUUUACUCUUUUCUUUGUCUCCUUCAUUUUCUUUUUUUUCUUUUUCUUUUACUCUUUCUUUGUCUCCUUCAUUUUCUUUUUCUUCUCUUUUCUCUUUUAUUCUUUUCUUUUGUCUCCUUCAUUUUCUUUUUUCUUCUCUUUCUCUUUUACUUUUCUUUUGUCUCCUUCAUUUUCUUUUUUUUCUCUUUCUCUUUUACUCUUUCUUUGUCUCCUUCAUUUUCUUUUUUCUUCUCUUUCUCUUUUUAUUCUUUCUUUGUCUCCUUCAUUUUCUUUUUUUCUUCUCUUUCUUUUACUCUUUCUUUUUCUCCUUCAUUUUCUUUUUUCUUCUCUUUCUUUUUUUCUUUUUUUUGUCCCCUUCAUUUUCUUUUUUUUCUCUUUCUUUUACUCUUUCUUUAUCUCCUUCAUUUUCUUUUCUUCUCUUUUCUUUUUUUUACUCUUUCUUUGUCUCCUUCAUUUUUUUUUUCUUCUCUUUCUUUUUAUUCUUUCUUUGUCUCCUUCAUUUUCUUUUUUCUUCUUUUCUUUUUUUUGUCUCUCUUUCUUUGUCUCCUUCAUUUUUCUUUUUCUUCUUCUUUCUUUUUAUUCUUUCUUUUUACUCCUUCAUUUUUUUUUUCUUCUCUUUCUUUUUACUCUUUCUUUGUCUCCUUCAUUUUCUUUUUUUUCUUCUCUUUCUUUUUUACUCUUUCUUUGUCUCCUUCAUUUUCUUUUUUCUUCUCUUUCUCUUUUCUUUUUUUUUGUCUCCUUCAUUUUCUUUUUUCUUCUUUUCUCUUUUACUUUUUCUUUGUCUCCUUCAUUUUCUUUUCUUCUUUUCUUUCUCUUUUUUUAUUCUUUCUUUGUCUCCUUUCAUUUCUUUUCUUUUUCUUUCUCUUUUUUUUUCUUUCUUUGUUGUCCUUCAUUUUCUUUUUUUUUCUCUUUCUUUUUUUACUCUUUCUUUGUCUCCUUCAUUUUCUUUUUUCUUCUCUUUCUCUUUUCUUUUUCUCUGUCUCCUUCAUUUUUUUUUUUUCUUUUCUCUUUUAGUCUUUCUUUGUCCCCUUCAUUUUCUUUUUUUUUCUCUUUCUCUUUUUUACUCUUUCUUUGUCUCCUUCAUUUUCUUUUUUUUUUCUUUCUUUUUUCUUUUCUCUGUCUCCUUCAUUUUCUUUUUUUUUCUUUCUCUUUUUUCUUUCUUUGUCUCCUUCUUUUUUUUUUUCUUCUCUUCUUCUUUUUUACUCUUUCUUUGUCUCCUUCAUUUUCUUUUUUUCUCUUUCUCUUUUUUACUCUUUCUUUGUCUCCUUCAUUUUCUUUUUCUUUUCUUUCUCUUUUCUUUUCUCUCUGUCUCCUUCAUUUUCUUUUCUUCUCUUUCUCUUUUACUUUUUCUUUUGUCUCCUUCAUUUUUUUUUUUUUUUCUCUUUCUCUUUUUACUCUUUCUUUGUCUCCUUCAUUUUCUUUUUUUUUCUCUUUUCUAUUUUACUCUUUCUUUGUCUCCUUCAUUUUCUUUUUCUUCUCUUUCUCUUUUACUCUUUCUUUAUCUCCUUCAUUUUCUUUUUCUUCUCUUUCUCUUUUACUUUUUCUUUGUCUCCUUCAUUUUCUAUUUCUUCUCUUUCUCUUUUCUUUUUCUUUGUCUCCAUCUUUUUUCUUCUCUUUCUUCAUUUUCUUUUCUAUUUUUCCUUCUCUUUCUUCAAUUUCUCGUUCUUUUUUCCUUGUUAUAUUUUUUUCUUGAUUUUCUUCUUCUAUUUCAUCUACAUCCUCGUCGUUUCAUACUUAUUUUCUUUUUAUUCCUUCCAUUCGUAUUGUAA